ACGCCAAGAUCUCGAAGGAGGCGAAGGAGACGAUGCAGGAGUGCGUUUCUGAGUUCAUCAGCUUCGUCACCGGUGAGGCCUCGGACAAGUGCCACAAGGAGAAGCGCAAGACCGUGAACGGCGAUGACAUCGUCUGGGCACUUGGGUCCCUAGGGUUUGAUGACUAUGCCGAGCCGCUCAAGCGGUACUUAAAUCGGUAUCGGGAGGUCGAAGGGGAGAGGGCCAGCCAAAACAAGGUCACAGGCGGCGAAUCAAGAAACGAGAAGAACUUGUACGGGGAUGAGUCGCCGGAGAAGCAGCUGGGCGCUGCCUCUUCGUCGCCUCUGAAGUUCUUUGAUGUGGCCGACAGGAGUACCAAUGGCUCUUUCUCUAAGAGGUAUUGAGAGGUACACCCCAUCUUGGAAAUCAAUCUAACUAAAACUACAGAUUUUUAGUUUUGGUAGUAAAUAGCAUAUAUAUAAGUGAAGCAAUCAAAAAUAUAUAUGCUUGUGGUGGUGUGUGUUGCUGGCAACUCAUGGUUUGCAUCUUAGAAUUAGCAUAGAUUUCCUUUCACUGACUAUUGGUAGAUGCAGAAUAAUUAUGUACAAUUGAUGUUGGUUGUUUGUUGGAACAUUUGGAUGCUUAAUUUGCAGCUACUUUUAUGCGAAUGACACAAGUUUUGCAACUUUGGGUUUUGUAGUGGAGGUACUUUGUGUUGAAUUGAUCAAGAGUGAGGGUUUCCGUCUAUACUAAA
Eucalyptus grandis is the source of this 733-nucleotide messenger RNA. Its product is annotated as nuclear transcription factor Y subunit B-2-like. NCBI's taxonomy places the organism in Eukaryota, Viridiplantae, Streptophyta, Magnoliopsida, Myrtales, Myrtaceae. Gene Ontology annotation, biological process: regulation of transcription by RNA polymerase II. Gene Ontology annotation, cellular component: nucleus; CCAAT-binding factor complex. Gene Ontology annotation, molecular function: DNA-binding transcription activator activity, RNA polymerase II-specific; RNA polymerase II cis-regulatory region sequence-specific DNA binding; protein heterodimerization activity. The record is from RefSeq and is a predicted model, not a curated record. The coding region runs from base 33 to 383 and encodes 116 amino acids. The transcript has a single exon.